Messenger RNA from Hemibagrus wyckioides, 3806 nucleotides. It is a transcript of the gene mtmr7b, whose product is annotated as myotubularin related protein 7b. Gene Ontology annotation, molecular function: phosphatase activity. Gene Ontology annotation, biological process: dephosphorylation. The record is from RefSeq and is a predicted model, not a curated record. Lineage: Eukaryota; Metazoa; Chordata; Actinopteri; Siluriformes; Bagridae. The coding region runs from base 274 to 2196 and encodes 640 amino acids. The transcript has 14 exons.
CCAACCCGCAAGACCAACCCGCGUAGCCGUGGUGUAUCUCUGCGGCGCGAGUGCGCGCGCGUGCUGCUCGCCGAAAUUCCCGUCACCGCCGCACGGAGCAGGGAGAGGACGGAGAAGAGAUAUAUACAUAUAUCAUACACACACACACACACACACAUCAUUAUACACACAGAGCGCCGUUAACGCGCUCAGGACCGGAGGGAGCGCGCGCGCGUAUGGGGUGUCGGACACGGAGUUGAUCGACGGGAUUGAAGCUCCGCCGCCGCCGCGAGGAUGGAGCACAUCAGGACACCGAAGGUGGAGAACGUGCGUCUGAUGGACAGACGGGUGUCCCGGAGGUCCAGUGUAGGAACUCUGUACCUGUCCUCCACACACUCCAUCUUCGUGGAGAACUCGGACACACGCAGAGAGACUUGGCUCCUGCACAGUCUCAUCAGCACUGUGGAUCGCCCCCCGGCCACGCCCACAGGAAGUCCCCUCAUCCUGCGCUGUAAGAACUUCCAGAUGUUUCAGUUCCUGUUUCCAUUAGAGAGAGAGUGUGUGGAUGUCCAAGAGGCUCUUACACACCUGUCACGUCCAGAGCGUUAUGGAGAGCUCUUCUGCUUCUCUUACUUGCCCAGUGUGGUUAAAGAGGAGAGAGAGAAGGCUUGGAGUUUCCUGGAUCAGCGUUCCGAGUUUAUCCGGAUGGGAAUUCCCAGUAACCUGUGGCACGUGACUGCAGCUAACCACGAGUACAGAGUGUGUGACACGUACCCCUCGGAGCUGUUCGUACCCAAGUCUGCGUCUCCCGCCGUUAUCGUGGGCAGCGCCAAAUUCAGGAGCCGAGGACGACUUCCUGUCCUCUCCUACUUCCACAGGGACACCAGCGCUGCAGUGUGUCGCAGCAGUCAGCCUCUCUCCGGUUUCAGCACUCGUUCCCCAGAGGAUGAACAGAUGCUGCAGGCCAUCAUGAAGUCCAACCCUGCCAGUGAGUUCAUGUAUGUGGUGGACACACGGCCCAAGCUGAAUGCGAUGGCCAAUCGGGCGGCAGGAAAAGGCUAUGAGAACGAGGACCACUACACGAACAUCAGGCUGCAGUUCAUCGGCAUCGAGAACAUCCACGUGAUGAGGAGCAGCCAGCAGAAACUCAUCGAAGUCGGGGAUCUCCGCUCUCCCUCCAUGGGGGACUUCCUGUGGGGUCUGGAGAAUUCCGGGUGGCUGAAACAUAUUAAAGCAGUGCUGGAUGCUGGAGUCUUCAUCGCCAAGGCUGUAGCAGAGGAAGGGGUGAGUGUGUUGGUACACUGCUCAGAUGGAUGGGAUCGUACGGCUCAGGCCUGCUCGGUGGCCAGCGUGCUCCUGGACCCCUUCUACAGAAGCAUUAAAGGGUUUAUGGUGCUGAUAGAGAAGGACUGGGUAUCGUUUGGACACAAGUUCUCACACAGGUAUGCUCACCUGGACGGAGACCCUAAGGAGGUGUCCCCUGUGAUGGACCAGUUCCUGGAGUGUGUAUGGCAGCUGAUGGAGCAGUUCCCCUGCGCCUUCGAGUUUAACGAGCGCUUCCUCCUGCAGCUGCACACACACGUCCACUCCUGCCAGUACGGCAACUUCAUCGGGAACAGCCAGAGAGAGAGGCGGGACCUGAGGAUACGGGAGCGGACUCACUCGCUGUGGCCGUGUCUUUGGGAGAAAAGAUCCGAGUUUAUAAAUCCGCUGUACAGAUCAGACCACAGUCAGACUCAGGGGGUGCUGAGACCCCUGACCACGCCCUACUGCUUCAAAUUCUGGAAAGGCAUGUACAGUUCUGCAGAAAGGGGCAGGGCCUCGCAUCAGUCACCUUCUGAUUGGCUGACCGCCGUGAAGGAGGAGUCACAGCAGCUGGAGGAGGAGCUUAACACCCACCAGGAGAGACUUGCGCAGCUGCUAGAGAGCAAGAUGAGAACGAUGAAGAGCAGCGGCGCGACUGAACCUUCGUACCGGAUGCUGCCGAAAGAGAACGAGCGUCAGGAUUACAUCACCUGCAUGAGCCCUGCUGCCGGGACAGUAAACCACGCCCCCUCCUUCACUCUACCACUGACCCCCAAGGCCGCCGACGCCGACGAUCUUUCCGUCUGCAGCGACCUCGAAUCGGGUGUCGCCGACCUCAGUAGCCACGCCUCCAGCUCCUGCGACGACACAAAGGACCCUCAUCUGGACGAGGCGGCUUAUGCGAGCGCCUGACUGAAAAAAGCUGAUGAGUGGACGGUCAUCGGACGCGGUGUUUAUUUCAGUUCUUUGGUGCAGGAAUAGUAUUUUAAUUUAUUUAUGAAUUAUUUUAAAAUGACUGUAAAUAUUUACGAGCACAAACUUUUACCCUGACUGAUUUUAGAUCAAAAUCCUCAACGCAAUCAGUCUCAUGUAUAUGGAGAAUUUCCCAGAACCCCACAGUGUCGAAAAGAAUCAUUAUAAACCAUUAGAGAAGUCCAGUGUCUCCCAUUAACUGCAAUGGAAAGCUACAGAGAACCAACUGGAUUUUUAUUUUCUUCUCAGACCAGCCAGGACAUGGUGUUGAGUAAACUUUACAUCCUAGGUUUUGCUAAUAUUUAAGCUAAUACUGUAUAACCGACAUCUUUUCUGUAAACAGAUAUUACAUCACCUUCAUUUCCUCAGCAACAUCAUACAGAGAAACUAUAAAGAUGAAUUAAAUAACACUCUUUAACUUUAUAGGAGCGGCCAUGUUGGAAAACUGGACUUUUAUUUUAUCUAAAAAAAAAUGUGUUAGCGUCAACGCUAAAGUGGGGAACAGGUCUGUAUGAUUAGCGGGAAAAUGUGAGAAUGAAAGAGUCUGUAGUUAUGUUUCUCCAGCAGUCAGAAACUCACCAUUUUAGUCCUUGAACUUCUACCUUGAGAAAUGAAAUCCGGGUUUUACCCUGUGUGUGUGUGUGUGUGUGUGUGUGUGUGUGUGUGUGUCUCUAAACAGAAUUAGAGAAUUAGUUACACCUCCUUUGACAACAAUGUUUAAACCGCAGUGUCAUGCUUCACUUUACAUUUACGUGUGUGAGAUAAAAAGGGAACUGGUUAGACUGGGUUAACUGUUUAACUCUUUUAGUAAAUGAUCUGUUUAUCCUACAUUAGAGGUCCAACAUGUAGAUAGAAAAAGUUUGAAAGGCGUCAUGUAUUCAGUUCUUUUAGGUGCUGAGCUCCCAUCAUCGUCUGCAUUUCAGAUCUUAAUAUCAGAUAAUAUUACACACAAAUAUACACAUAACCACCAGAUUAUGUGUAUAUAUACCGCCAGUGUAUAUAUACACCAAACCAACCAACCAACCUACCCAACCAACCCUCCAACCCACCCUCCCUCUAACAAACCAACCAACCAAACCUCCAACCCACCCUAACAAACAAACCAACCCAUAAACCCACCCUUUAACAAACCAGUCAAACCCACCAUCCCACCCUCUAACCAACCAACCCACCCUUUAGCAAACCAAUCAACCAACCCACCCUCCCUCUAACAAACCAACCAACCCACCCUAACAAACAAACCAACCCAUAAACCCACCCUUUAACAAACCAGUCAAACCCACCAUCCCACCCUCUAACCAACCAACCCACCCUUUAGCAAACCAAUCAACCAACCCACCCUCUAACAAACCAAUGAACUUUCCAACCCACCCUCUAACAAACCAACCGACCACCAACUUCUCCCAGAAGGUGCACUGAGGGGCUACAAGCCUACAAGAGCACAGUUUGAAACUUGGAAACAUUCCAGCGUUUUCUACACAGGUGUACACACACUGCAGUGAUUUGGUUGUGAAACACUGAACGACAUCAGAAUAAAUUAAUAUAUACAA